Molecule: messenger RNA, 546 nt
Organism: Acanthosepion pharaonis
Lineage: Eukaryota; Metazoa; Mollusca; Cephalopoda; Sepiida; Sepiidae
Source: the annotation of a GenBank genome assembly
AUGUCCCGUGUGAUUCUUCCCCUCUGUAUCUCUUGUCUUUUAAUGUCCCGUGUGAUUCUUCCCUCUGUAUCUCUUGUCUUCAAUGUCCCGUGUGAUUCUUCCCUCUGUAUCUCUUGUCUUCAAUGUCCCCGUGUGAUUCUUCCCUCUGUAUCUCUUGUAUCUCUUCCCUCUGUCUUUGUCUUCAAUGUCCCGUGUGAUUCUUCCCUCUGUAUAUCUUGUCUUCAAUGUCCCGUGUGUUCUUCCCUCUUAUCUCUUUGUCUUAAUGUAUUCUUCCCCUCUGUCUUCAAUGUCCCGUGUGAUUCUUCCCCUCUGUAUCUCUUGUCUUCAAUGUCCCGUGUGAUUCUUCCCCUCUCUAUCUUCUUUGAUUCUUCCCCUGUCCUGUCUUCAUUUCUUCCCCUCUGUAUAUCUUGUCUUCUUCUGUCCUCUGUGAUUCUUCCCCUCUGUAUCUCUUUUUCUCUUCAAUGUCCCGUCCCGUUCUUCCCCUCUGUAUCCUAUUGUUUCAAUUCCUUCCCUCUGUAUCUCUUUUGUCUUCAAUGUCCCGUGUGA